AUGUUGGUGAAGAAACAAGUUGAACAGUUGAAAAGGUUGACACUUUGUGUUUCAGGUCAGGUCAUCAAUAUGAGGGCUGCUUUCGGCCUGGCGCUCGUGGCGGUUUUCACGCUACAACUGGUGCACGGGAAAAUGGCAAACGGCAGGAGAUGCAAGGUAAAUUUCCAGUCAGCUCAAAUAACUCGGUUUCGAAACGAAAACAGUCUGCCGGCUGAGCUGAGUUACAGCAUGGAGGUUGAAGGUCAGGGAAAGUUUGACCUUGACCUUGUCCUUGACCCAAGAAUGGAUCUACCAACCGCCACAGAGGAUAAUGGUAGAGGGAGGUUCAGGAAACAGAAACGCAACGUGAAAAUCGGAUUUUACACCGACAAGAACGGGAGAGGUUCUUUUGCAUGUGAAAUGAAACAAAAUAAAGCAGGCAUGUCAUGUGAUUUGAGCGCCCUGGUGACCUUCCAUGACGAGGAUUGCUAUAUAGGGGGUGGAGCGGACUCUGCCCUCUGUUUUCCCCACGGGAACGGAACGCUCAAAUACUACGAAGUACCCGGGGAAGAUGGAGUACGUCAUGAGGGCGGAAGAGGCCACGUGUUCAACGCCCAGUUUAGCGCGAACCGGAAGUUGCGGUCCAUACUUCCGGAGGCCGGCUUCAAGGUGGUUAAGAUAGCAUUUAUCGUGGACGCCGCAUUCAUGCAACAGUUUUAUGACCGUAACCUUGGAGACAACAACGCGGCUCAGAACGAGGCAGAGAUGUACGUCACGCUGCUUGCUAACGAGAUGAACGUUUUCUACAGCUCCGUGAAGGAAGCAUCCGGCGGCAGCUUGGAUCUGUAUGUGUUCCCUUCCGACAUCGUAUACCCACAGGCUGGCACAAACUUUGCCUGGUCGGGUGACUACGUGACUGGCGAUGUCAUUGACACUGAGGGUAAUUUUAAUAAUGCGCUUUACGCCUACGUGAACAGUGGCUUCACUAGCGAGGAUUUUGACCACGCCAUGGCCAUCACUGGGUUUAACUUGGCCGGGGGAUUGCUAGGUUACGCAUACGUUUCCACUGUGUGCAGGGACACGGCCUAUCGUUACUCCAUCAACGAGUUCGCGUCAUACAACGUCGCCCCUGUCGCAGCCCACGAGCUAGGACAUGCACUUGGUUCGCAACACGACUCGACUGGUAACAACUGCCCCAGUUCCAGGAACGUUAUGUCGCCGUACUUGGGUACUCCUUCCGGCUCCUCAGUGGACAACUUCUACAAGUUCUCAACAUGUAGCGCCGGCUACUUCAUAGCCCACCUCGACCAAUAUCCAAGCUGCUCAGUAAACACUGGUGGGUUGACGGACGCGCAGUUUGAGAAGGCGUUCUGCAGCGGCCUCCUUGGACAGCGGGACUCUAGCCUUGACCUCCAGUGUAAGCGGCGCACCGGAAACCGCGACAGCACGGCCUGCAGCCAGUCUGUGAGCGGGGACUCGGGGUGUUAUAGAAGCGGGCAGGUGUCAUGCCGGACCAGCCCAGGAGGCUCGUGCUCUAACUCUUUGACAAGCUACGUCUGGAACGGCACGCCAUGCGGCUCAGAAAAGAUAUGCUACAAAGGCCGAUGCGUCUCCGAGUUCGACAUAUGUCCAACCGGAGAAACCCCUUCAACACCAACAACGCCAACGACAACAACAACGACGCCUGCACCGACGACGACAGCCCCAGCGCCCUGCUCAUGCUGUGGAAAACGAGGAAGGAAAAAGAAGAAGUGUUGCCGCAGGGGCCGCCGCAGGUACCGCGAAGACUGCUACUGCUGCAAUGGGCGCUCACCCCCUGCUUAA
Messenger RNA from Mya arenaria, 1803 nucleotides. RefSeq lists its product as uncharacterized. Gene Ontology annotation, biological process: proteolysis. The record is from RefSeq and is a predicted model, not a curated record. NCBI's taxonomy places the organism in Eukaryota, Metazoa, Mollusca, Bivalvia, Myida, Myidae. The transcript is spliced from 15 exons. Gene Ontology annotation, molecular function: metalloendopeptidase activity. The coding region runs from base 1 to 1803 and encodes 600 amino acids.